AUGGCGAGCCAAGGGGACUUGCAGGAGCUCCUGCGCAUGUUCACAGCCCGUAAAGUGUCCAUGUUAGCAGCUAUGGGUCACGUCAAGUCGCUUCAGGCCAAAAAUCUCAAGAGCAUCGAACAAAUAGCAGACGCACCGUUGGCGACAUUGGAGGAUGUGCUGAAAGACGCGAAAUUGGCCAAGGGCUUCCACGCAGCAUGCAAAUCUCACAGCAAGAAGCCCGCCGCGGCAACCAAGCGCGGCGCAGAGGAUGUGACUUCACCAACGUCCAAGAAGCCCAAACUAGAACCUACGAAACGCGACCUAGACUACAGCUCCAUGGCGCCGGAUGACUUGGAGGCAUCGAUGGAGCUACCGCUGGUGGAGGACGAGGCCCUGAUACGCGACACCACCAUCGUGACAAACAGGGCGCCCCUAGUGCUUGCCUUUGCCGUCGAGGUCCUCCGGGUGACAAUGCCCGAGCAGCCACCGAGCAGCAGACUGAGCCUGGCACAGGCACUGGUGAGCGCCAACUCACGAAGCAAGGCCAUCAGUAUCGGCAUCGAGAAGCCCGGCGGAGAGGUUCCGGUUGCCGAGGGCCAGCCCAAAGUGCGCGUCAUGGGGCGCGAGAUUCCUGUACUUAAGCGCGGUGAUUAUACAUGGUCGGGCGCACCGAGCAAGGAGGGUGAUGUCGCAGAUACAGGCAGCGCGAGCACGCCGCAGGAGAACAAAAAGACCUGGACCGCGAGUGCGACGCUGACGUCUCGUGCCUCUACGUUUGUGGCGCAUGCAGCGAAGGUUUCCAACGCUAAUACGCGACCGAGUCUCAUCAAGCAGCUCAUGGCGGAGCGUCCGGACCUGGAAAGCGCGUCGCACAAUGCAUGGGCCAUCCGCACGAGCUUUGGCAACUCGCCCCUGGUGCAGCAGGCCUCGUUUGACGACGGCGAGUCCGGCUGCGGCAAAUUCAUGCUGGACAUUAUGAAGGAGGCCAACAUCACCAACUCGCUCGUGGUCCUGACGCGCUGGUUCGGCGGCGUGAUGCUGGGACCGGACCGGUGGCGGCUGAUGCGCGAAUGCGUCAAUGACGCCCUCGCCGCGCGGCAGCGUACGGGGGCGACCUUUGUGGCGGGGGAAGCGGCCGUAUGGGGCCUCGAUACGCAGGAUACGAACCCGUCUACGUCUACGGUCGGGAUGGGCAUACACAGGCCAGAAGGCGCGCGGAAUUACUUGCUGCGCUCGUUUGGGUCGGUGGCGACGCCAGAAGGAGGGCCCAAGAAGACGGUGACGGCCAUGAAUGACGAGAAGCAGGAGAACUUGGCACGGCUACUGGGUGCUCUGCGAAUUGUCGUGGAGAGCUGGUCGGGCGUGCUGACAAAGGACGAGCUGGACAAGAGAGCGUGGAAUUGGUACGUGACUGCGCGACCGGAUGUGCAGUAUGGGCCGUCUGGUUGGGGAGCUCGAGGAGAGUUGAAGCUAAGCAAGAUAUUGGACCUAAAGCGUGAUGUGAGCUGA
Messenger RNA from Akanthomyces muscarius, 1491 nucleotides. RefSeq lists its product as uncharacterized. NCBI's taxonomy places the organism in Eukaryota, Fungi, Ascomycota, Sordariomycetes, Hypocreales, Cordycipitaceae. Gene Ontology annotation, biological process: regulation of translational initiation. The coding region runs from base 1 to 1491 and encodes 496 amino acids. The record is from RefSeq and is a predicted model, not a curated record. The transcript is spliced from 2 exons. Gene Ontology annotation, cellular component: cytoplasm.